UGGCUCAUCCUGCAGAGCUGCAGCUCUUCAGCCUGAAGCUCAGUGAGGCCAGAGCAGAGCGGAGAGGCAGCGGAGCCAUGGCGAGCCCCGGACAGAAAGUGGUGCUGAUCACCGGCUGCUCCUCUGGAAUCGGCCUGAGGAUGGCUGUGAUGCUGGCAAAGGACGAACAGAAGCGUUAUCACGUCGUCGCCACGAUGCGUGAUCUGAAACGUAAAGAUAAGCUGCUGGAAGCUGCCGGGGAUGCGUACGGGAAAACUCUCUCUCUGGCUGUUCUGGACGUCUGCAGCGACGAGUCGGUCAAACAGUGUAUUAAUGGGAUCAAAGACCGACACGUGGAUGUCCUGAUCAAUAAUGCAGGUAUCGGCCUGGUGGGUCCCAUUGAGAGCAUCCCCAUCGAAGAGAUGAAGAAAGUGUUUGAGACCAAUGUCUUCGGAGUGAUCCGCAUGAUAAAGGAGGUGAUGCCCGACAUGAAGAAAAGAAGAGGGGGACACAUCAUCGUGGUCAGCAGCGUGAUGGGGCUGCAAGGUGUGGUGUUUAAUGACGUGUACGCAGCUUCCAAGUUCGCCAUGGAGGGAUUCUGUGAGAGCUUGGCCGUGCAGCUCCUGAAGUUUAAAGUCACACUGUCCUUGAUUGAGCCGGGUCCCGUACACACAGAGUUUGAGGCGAAGAUGAUUCAGGAGGUGAAACAGAGUGAGUGUCCUGGAGCUGAUGCUGACACGGUGCAUUACUUCAAGGACGUCUACCUUCCUUCGUCCAUCGACAUCUUUGAGUUACUGGGACAAACGCCCGAUGACGUCGCCAGAUGCACCAAGAAAGUGAUCGAGGCGAGUAGCCCCCGUUUCCGUAACCUGACCAACCCGAUGUACACCCCCAUCGUAGCGCUGAAAUACGCUGAUGAAACCGGAGGGCUGUCUGUCCAUGCCUUCUACCACAUGCUCUUCAACAUGGGCACUCUCAUGCACGUCAGCAUGACGGCAAUGAAGUACCUCACCUGCGGAUGUCUGAGGAGCAGAACCAUCUCACCAAACUAGAAGCUUGAUAUCUGUGUACAGCUGUGAAUAUAACUGCAUAUAAAGAUGGACGACAUGACAGCUCAGCAAAAAGUGAGGUCAAAUAAUCUUCAUCAGCCCCCAGUGGCUAGCUGCAGCCUAGGUCAUAAACCCUGCUUCUUCCAUGACAGUGGAUGGGACAUGGGCCAAACUAAAAAGUAUAAGUAAAGUACUUUGACUUAUUUGUAUAACAAGAGGAAGUGGAGACGCACCAUCAAAAUUUAGUUACAGUCUAUGAUACAAACACAAUGAGUUUGUAGACCAGAAUGAAAACAGCAUUCUACCUCGUCCUUGAUUGUCAGGGGAUCAAGAAAAAUGUGUGUAGCUCUUACUGAGUACCUGUCCAAAGUCAUGUAGCAGAAGUCAAAUAGUCACAAAGAAAGAAUGACACACUUUGUGCAAUAUGUAUUGUAAUGGAUAGUCCUAUCUAUGUUCUUGUGUAUGUGUAAAACUUAAGCGAUAUCAAACCUAAGUCCAAUUAGUUAAAAUAGCAUAACAGUGUUAAAACGUAUUCUAGCCUACCCAGAGUGCCAAAAUAAAUAUUUGCACUUAUGAUAUAAUAUACUGUUCCCUGAUUUCAUUAUUUUAUUCAAAUCAUUCUCAGAUAAAUUCACAUUUCAAACUGUUCUAAACUCAGCUUCAAUUUGUGUUAUUGUACCCUAUGUAACUGCAUCUAUUGAGAUACUUUUGAAAUACUGUCAGUGAAUUGGAACACACUUUAUUUGGCAUUAAAAUGUGUAAUUUAUACCAUCCAGGAGUUGUGUUAGAGCUUCUGAGAGCUUUCAGCAAAUGUCUUGUCUUUCUGUUUCUUUCUCUCCACUCUUACUUUACAUUGUUUCCACAUUAUAGUCUGAUUAAUAUUGGAUUUUUCUAGGGCUGAUCAGAAUCUAUUGCACUUCUGCACUUCUUGUAUUUCAUGUUCGGUAUAAAUACAAAUAAUGAAUGAAUGAACGAUGAACACAAAAUGUAUUUUAUUAUUAUUUGAGUUGUUGAAAGAUUUUGUCUAAAAAGGUUUUUGCUUUAUAAAUUAUUAUAUAACUGUCACUGUUUAAUCUUCUGUAUUGUGACUAGCUAAAGUUAGCUUGUUUUGGUUUGUGCUACAGGUGUAAGCAUAAAAC
This is a messenger RNA of Platichthys flesus (European flounder), 2167 nucleotides long. RefSeq names its product retinol dehydrogenase 8-like. NCBI's taxonomy places the organism in Eukaryota, Metazoa, Chordata, Actinopteri, Pleuronectiformes, Pleuronectidae. Gene Ontology annotation, biological process: estrogen biosynthetic process. Gene Ontology annotation, cellular component: cytoplasm. The coding region runs from base 78 to 1031 and encodes 317 amino acids. Gene Ontology annotation, molecular function: estradiol 17-beta-dehydrogenase [NAD(P)+] activity. The transcript has 6 exons. The record is from RefSeq and is a predicted model, not a curated record.